Molecule: messenger RNA, 463 nt
Organism: Stereum hirsutum FP-91666 SS1
Lineage: Eukaryota; Fungi; Basidiomycota; Agaricomycetes; Russulales; Stereaceae
Exons: 3
Coding region: 220-459 (79 amino acids)
Source: RefSeq, a predicted model, not a curated record
ACAUAACAACAGCGAAUAUUCCUUCGGAGACCUCAGGCUCCACCCAGAGAGACCCAAACCAUCAUGCACCAAAAAGAAAGACAUGAUCUCGUGAUAAUCGAAAAAUGAUUGGCGAAGGGCAUGAGUGGUAGUUCUGCGGUAUCGCCCCUCCGUAACCUAAGAGGUGGCUAAGCGGAAGCGGAAGCACUGGGUGUGGCCGAAGGGCUUUGCGUCCAAGUCAUGACUGUGGUGACCGUCACAAAGUACGGGCUCUCAGAGAUGAAGGAGUUCAUGAGGCGAGUAGCAGUGACGACCGGCCAGGACGUGGUGCCGUUCGCUAUGACGCUCGUCGGACUGGCUGCAGCUGCAGACCCGUCGACACUGGCCGCAGCUGCAGACCCGUCGACAGAAGCUUCGCUUUCUGCUGCGGGAGCUGCAUUGACAGCAAGGAAGAGACUGAUGGUGGCAAGGAAAGGGUGAGAAA